Messenger RNA from Eleginops maclovinus (Patagonian blennie), 2486 nucleotides. It is a transcript of the gene cnpy3, whose product is annotated as canopy FGF signaling regulator 3. Lineage: Eukaryota; Metazoa; Chordata; Actinopteri; Perciformes; Eleginopidae. The record is from RefSeq and is a predicted model, not a curated record. The coding region runs from base 138 to 968 and encodes 276 amino acids. The transcript has 6 exons.
GCGCUUCUUGAUUCUGGUGCAGCUGUGAUGAACCAGAAGAGGAUGCAGAAACAGAGAGGAAACGCUAUUUUUUAGGCAAUUUUUGUACUCAAAAACGAAUUUAAAGAGUAGAUUAAGAGUCAUACUAAACUGGGAAUAUGAUUUUAGUGGCAUGGUUGUCGUUUUUGUGCAUGAUUUGGUCGGUGGGAGCAGCUAAGAGUGCAGGAGACGAUGACUGGGUUCAUCUUCCCAACAAAUGUGAAGUGUGUAAGUUCGUCAGCAUUGAGAUGAAGUCGGCCUUCGAUGAAACGGGGAAGACCAAGGAAGUCAUCGACAGGAACUACCGCUUCAUCGACGGCAAGGGGGCACCGCCAAUCAAAUAUGUAAAAUCAGACCUCCGGUUCAUCGAGGUCGUGGAGAAUGUGUGUCAGAGGCUGCUGGAGUACAAUCUGCACAAAGAGAGGACGGGGAGCAACCGCUUUGCCAAGGGCAUGUCAGAGACGUUCUCCACGCUCCAUGGGUUGGUGAAUAAAGGAGUGAACGUGGUGAUGGAUAUCCCCUUCGAGCUGUGGAACGAGACUUCAGCAGAAGUGUCCGAGCUUAAGAAACAGUGUGACGGGUUGAUAGAGCGGUAUGAGGACGUGAUUGAGGACUGGUACAAAGGGAGCCAAGAGGAAGACCUGACCACCUACCUGUGUGAGAAACACGUACUGAAAGGACAGGACGCAGCCUGUCUGAACGAGGAAUGGACGGCGAAGAAGAAAGGCGACCAGGCGGCCAUCGCGGAGGAGAAGAAGAAGAAGAAGAAUAAGAAGAAGGGGGGAGACGGCGGCUCGGAGGGAGAGAAGUCCCUGAAGAAGAAGAAGGAGAAGAAGGCCAAGAAGAAGAAGAAGAGCAAAGCCCCGGUGGAGAAAGUGAGCGGGGGGGCGUCGUCUGACGAGGACAUCCAGCCGCAGAGGCCUCUGUCCGGGCAGAAGACGGAGCUGUGAGCCCCCCCUCUGGUUCCUCCUCGAACUAAACGCUUAGUAAACAUGGCUAAAGACAUCCUGUACUGUUACACACGGUUUAAUUAUUCUAGUCACAUCAUCUAAACAUCUGUACAUCUUUAAGGUUUAUUCUGUCAUGAAGGACUUUUUCUAAAUAUUAACAGGCUGCCUAAAUAUCUUUAUUAUUUCCAUGGGUCAAAUUAUUAUAAAUUAUUUAGCUUUCCUGACAAAAAGGCAAUCUGAAGAAACUGGCAAAUUGUGAUUUUCACUGUUUAUUGCCAUUUGAUCAACUAGAUACUUAACAUUUUACAAACAUCAUGAUAAUGAUCUUAACUGUAUCAUUUUAAGGUGUAUUUUUGACAUGACAUUUUUUCAGUUGUUAAUUUACUUUCAGGCUGCCUAAAUUACUUUAUCUAUCAACUUUAGUGUUAUUUGGUACUUUGAGUGAUCAUUUCUCUGCGUUACGAUGACAUUCUAUCCUCUAAAUUAACUCCACAUGACAAGAAAUAGACUUCACUUCAUAUCAGCCUAUUAAUCCACUCAAAAAUCAGAAGUACUGAAACAGUUUGUCCAUUAUUUCUUAAUUAAAAUACAUCAACAACAACAUUUGGUUAGAGAAAAUAACAAAUGGAGCAUUCCUUUAGUUUAUAUGAUUAUAAAUUGAAUAUCUUAGAUUUUCACUAUUUAUUGGCCUUUUAUGAACUCAACAAUGUAGACAAUUCAAAAAGAAAUCACUGUUUGCUAAGAUAGAGUUCAAACCAGUCAUCAGAGUACUUUAUAUUUGGAGAUCACGACCAUCGGAGCUGUAGAUUUAGAUUUCCUCUCAGUUGAAUGUAGAUUAGCCCUUUGGGUUUCCUGCUGUUUCAUCAUAAUGUGAAUUUAAACGUUUCUGCUGUUCUGACGUUUCUUGUGUUUUCUGAAAUUAUCAUUCCCCCUGAACACUGGGUCUUUUAAGUUAUUAGUAUGGGGUUAAUUUACCUUUUUUCGACCUGGAAAUACUAAAAUGCUGUUUCCCUGACACCGUCAACACUUUAAAACACAUUGAACCUAAAACAAUGCUUUUCCUCACUUUUUCAGAAAUGUUUUAUACCAGUUAAUGAAAGUAAAGUAUGACCUUUGAAUCAUUUCCAGGGAUACAGACCAUAAUAUUUCAUGUUAUUGCCCUUAUUAUUUUGUUAGUGAAUUCAACAUGUACGGUUAUUUUUUUGUAUCAUUAAUUUGUGUUUCUGUAAUUUCCAUUUGUUGUUUUUGUUUUGGCUUAUGUGUGUGUGCUGCAAAACAGCUGCUAUUUAAGGCGUGAGUGUUAUAGUGUGUGUAUGUGUGUGUGCUUGUUGACUCCCAGGCUGACGAAUGUUUGCAUAAGUUGUGUUUUUUGCAUUUUUUCCAAUAUAUGUGUGUGUGUGUGUGUUUUUACAGAUUUUUAUUCUGAACUGAAAUGCUGGCUGUGUUGUAUUGGAGUCGCUCUUUAAAACGACACAUCAGAGGAUUAAUAAAGACAGAUUUAAACUCUGUAGACGCAGA